Messenger RNA from Arachis stenosperma, 678 nucleotides. Its product is annotated as 60S ribosomal protein L31-like. Bases 175 to 537 code for a protein of 120 amino acids. Gene Ontology annotation, biological process: cytoplasmic translation. The transcript has 3 exons. NCBI's taxonomy places the organism in Eukaryota, Viridiplantae, Streptophyta, Magnoliopsida, Fabales, Fabaceae. The record is from RefSeq and is a predicted model, not a curated record. Gene Ontology annotation, cellular component: ribosome; cytosolic large ribosomal subunit. Gene Ontology annotation, molecular function: structural constituent of ribosome.
CCUAUCUCAUCGAGCCAACAAACAGACAAAAUGAAUACAUAAAAGGCCUGGCCAAUAGGCUCUUUUAGGGUUUUUAUAUUCCACCAUCCCUCUCUUUGUGUUCCCUUCAAUAUAUGUAUCCUUGCGCCAACCUCAAACCCUUGCAAAUCCGAAAAGUGCAGGAGGUAAGUAAACAUGGUGGAAAAGACCAAGGGUAGGAAGGAAGAGGUUGUUACUCGAGAGUACACCGUCAACCUCCACAAACGCUUACAUGGCUGCACCUUCAAGAAGAAGGCUCCUAAAGCAAUAAAGGAGAUAAGGAAGUUUGCUCAGAAGGCCAUGGGGACUAAUGAUGUGAGAGUGGAUGUGAAGCUGAACAAGUUUGUGUGGAGCCAGGGGAUCCGGAGUGUGCCGAGAAGGAUCCGGGUGCGCAUUUCCCGCAAGAGGAACGACGAUGAGGAUGCAAAGGAAGAGCUUUACUCCCUUAUUACAGUUGUUGAAAUCCCUAAGGAAGAGCUUAGACGUUUGGGCACCAAGGUCAUUGAAGAUGAGGAUUGAUCUUCUUCUAUAUAUAUUUUUUCCUGAAAUCUUAGAGACAUACAUGUAGUUUUGACAAUUUCAGUCUGGUUCUUUCUAAUUUUUGUAGCAAAUUAUCCAUCCUUAUAGUUAACUAAUAUGGUUUAUCCGUUUUCUAUUUGA